AUAAAUCUUCAGGUUUUUGACAUGAGGUAUGAAAUGCAAACCACAGCUGUUAGUUUCCACAGUGUACAGGAACUGUGGAAAUACUGCAUCACCACCAUUUGCUUAUUUUUAUUUGACUUCAAGUACAGAACCUUUGAGGUGCUGUUUUUCAACGGCAGCCUUCCACCAGAAAUAAAACAUCAAAAUAAAAUGCCAACAGAUCAUGAAGAACCCUGUGGCUUCAGUCACAGGUCAUUUUGCCUAAAUGGGGGAAUUUGUUAUGUGAUACCUACUGUUCCCAGCCCAUUUUGUAGGUGUAUUGAGAAUUAUACGGGAGCUCGCUGUGAAGAAGUGUUUCUACCUAGCACCAACAUCCAAACUAAAAGUGAACUGUUUGCCACUUUCUUGGCUUUGGCUAUUCUUCUAGGAGUUCUUACAAUUGGUGCCGUCUACUUCCUUUGCAGGAAGGGCCACCUCCAAAGGGCCAAUUCAACACAGUAUGGUGUCGGCCUGGUAGAGACUGGCAGCAGCAGUGCCUACAACAACUCAGAUGAAGACCUUGUCUUUCAAGAAGACAAAACUUUUUCACCUGUACGCUCUCAUUCAUCCUUACAAGACCUCAACGUGCAAGAUAGGAGGCAGAAGAAGAGGGAGCAGUGGCGAAGAAUGAACACAGAAAAUUUCUCCUACUGCCACUGCUGCUGCUGAGAAGAGGAUCCAAGGGACAGGUGACCAAGUACUGGUAGGUCCCAGGAACCUGACUCGAGCAUGGAGAAAACUGAAGAACAGCCAAAAUGAACCAAAUUUUUACUUCCAUGUUACAGAUGCAGGAAAUGAGGCUUCAUAAGAUUCCUCUCAACAGGCCCUGGGCCAGGUUGCUGCAACUGAAAAAAAUCAAGAGUUUGGCUUAAUUAACUACAGUUGGCGAGAGGACAUGAGUUCUUCAUCUCAAAAUGGGAUUUACUGCAAUGGUAACCUGGGCCAGAGACAACUGUGGGCACCAAAAACCUGCAACAAACAGACAUUCUUCCUGCAAUUUUCUGCAGGUUUUAGGGAAUUCUCUCUGAGCGAUGGUUAAAUGUUAUUUCCCCUGAUGAUUUUCUUCAUUAGGUUAUUUCUGCAACAGGUUCUUUCUUCUAUAAAAAUCUAAUCUGAAAGGGCACGAGUAGUUUUGCUUCCAUAAGCAGUCUAUUACCAGUAGCACUUUUCAAAGGAAAGCUGUAGUCUUCUGCCAUCCUAAUUACUAGACUGAAUGGCCCAGCUGAAUAAAUCCCCAGUUCUGAAGUGUCUUCUGUAGAUAGUUAACUGUCCCCUCAGAAUUAGCCCCCUCAACAGCGGGCUGGGGACGCUCUGGGCCCUCGUGCUCCCCUCAACCACUCAUACAAAACUAGUUAAGCUACACCAAAAAGAGGGACUUAUCCCCAUGGAAACUUCUGGUUUGAAAUUCUGCAAAGGGCAAAUCUGAUGUCACUUGAUAUUGAGGGGCUACAGGCUGGCCAGAAGCAUCAGCAUGAACCCCUACCUCCCUGCCUGUCCACAUCUUUUCUCUCAGCGCUGACCUGAUCAAGGCAUGACCCUGAAGCAUGGGGGAAACAGAAAUUGCAAGUUACCUGGAACAGCAGUGACCAUUUGGUAGCAGUUGAUAGCCACGCAGCUUCUUUUCCUUUUCUUCAAAUCAUCCUUCCAUUGGCCUGCUUGUAGACCCAACUGCUUUUUGCUCCCCUCUGGCACUUCACACAUAGGUACUUUCUCUUGGUCUCACAUCAGCAUUUCCUUUGACUUCUUGCUGUGAAAGUAGGAUAUAUGUCAGCUAUUUCUAAAGGCUUAAAUUUGCAUCUGUAAUAUCCUGAACCUAUUUAGCUCUGAGGCAUAAAUAAUUAACUGCAGCUUUUUUUUUUAUAGGGGUGGUUCUUAUUUAAGCCAAGGGGUUCAUCGUUGCAAUCAAAACAUCCGUUUUCUAGAAGGAUCGAGAGCCGAAAAAGUGUAUACGCUUGUCGAUGCCUCGCCUCCAAGAGGCAGCUGAUCUGUUUCCCGGAAAUAUUUUUUCCAUUCCCCUGCUCACUGAUCUUCCUGUCUUGAGUCAAGGGCUCACACAUGGCCCAAAAAAAUGUAUGUUUGCACGUGCUGCAGGCUUCCGAACAGGAACUCUUGAACACCAAACUUCCCACUUGAAGAAAGAAUUUUAGGUGGUCCUUGAAGACCAUUCUAUUACUAGGGUGAAUUUUCUGCAUGUAAAGAUACAGGCCAUUGCUGCGCCUGCAUAUCUGCUCCCACCUCCACCUAAAAGAACACAAGCAACAUCCUCAGGCCUAUCCGGGUAGCUGAAAUAGCAAAGGGGAUUCCUCCUUCUUCAAAGUAGGGUUGGUCCACAAAAUCCUCAUCCCAACCUGAACUCCCUCCUGCCCAGGGUGUGCAAGAGUGAAGAGACAGGGAUAAGUCUGGUUGCAAAAAAGGAAGGGGCAUUUUUCAAAAAUGGAAAUCUGUUCAGAACCACACAUACCUGAAUAAAACUGAGCUGACUGAU
Messenger RNA from Ornithorhynchus anatinus (platypus), 2503 nucleotides. It is a transcript of the gene NRG4, whose product is annotated as neuregulin 4. Gene Ontology annotation, molecular function: chemorepellent activity. The record is from RefSeq and is a predicted model, not a curated record. Gene Ontology annotation, biological process: nervous system development; animal organ development; intracellular signal transduction. The transcript is spliced from 9 exons. Bases 22 to 687 code for a protein of 221 amino acids. NCBI's taxonomy places the organism in Eukaryota, Metazoa, Chordata, Mammalia, Monotremata, Ornithorhynchidae.